AUGCACAACCGUGAGGGAGCGCUUCGGCUGGUUGAGGACGAGCUGCCUCCCCAAUAAGAUGGCAGCGCCGCUUGGCGCAGACUUGAUUAACAAGCGAGGAAGACGCCCCGCUGCUGCUACUACUGCUCUGUGGCGGCCUCCCAACACACAACCAGCAUGUCGUUCUCCUACAGAAUCCGAUUCAUUGACAGAUGAAUGGAUGACGGAAGUAACGGUGAAUUGCAGGCAGCUCUUCAUGUGAUCACCUUGUGCACGUGUGUCUACACUAGUGACGGAGCGAGACAUCAGGAAGCUGAUCGAGCUUCGCGCCGCCAACAGCGCCAUCUUCACGGGACAGAGGCACUCGGCCAUGCGGGGCUGGAGGGCCAUCCGGCAGGAGCUCGGCCUCGAGGGGAUGGUGUCGGCGCGCCAGUUAAAGAAGAAAUGGGACAACCUGAAGGAGAAGUACCGGGUUCUGAAGCACCCUCCGGCAGGGAUGGAGCGGCCGGGGCGACCCUCGUGGCGCUGGUUCCAGCUGAUGGACGAGGCGGCGAGCGGGCAUCUGGCCGCAAGCGGCAAACUGCUGGAGCCGUCGGUGCUGGACGACGCCGAUGACAAUACCGUGCCUCACUUCACCUUCGGCGACUUGGCGGCGCACGCGGCCUCGCUCGGCUCGGACGAAGAAGCGGAGGCGUGCAGCGAGGUCGUUGUCGCGGCUCCGCAGAACGUGUUGAGCGCGGACGUCUCGGAGGCGAACGGUGACGGUAAGACGGAAGUGCCAUCGGACGCCGGCGGCCAGCUUCAGCCCGAUGACGUCGCGCUGUACGCCACGCUGCUGCCCGAGGGCCUCGCCGCGGACGCCGUUCACAGCGACGAUGCAGAGGCGCCGGCCUGCGGCAGCCCCGCCGAGCAUGAACAGUUACACGACAGGCGGGGCCUGGGCCCACGCUCCAAAGGUCUGGAGCGGGAGCUGGCGGCGCUGGAGCGGGAGCGGGCUGCGCUGGAGCGAGAGAGGGCAGUUUUGGAGCGGGACAGGGCAGCGUUGGAGCGGGACCGAGUGUGUCUGGAUCGAGACCGGGCCUUUCUGGAUAGGGACCGGGCUUUCCUCGAGCGGGACCGGGCACUUCUGGAUCGGGCCCGGGAGGAGGCGGCCCGGUCCGGGUCACUGCUCGCAAAUGCCGAGGAAAUGGCAGAGAACCAGCGCGCGGUCGGCGGAGACGGCGAGCCGCCCGGGAAGGAAGGGGUGGAGUCGACCAGGUUUUGCCAGAACUUGAUGGCCAUCGACGUCGGACUCGAGCAGCUGGAGAGCACGCAGAGACUCGUGUCCUUGUUUAGCAAGCUGGUUGACAAACUCUAGACGCUCGUAAAAUUGCACUUGAAUCCCUCCCUAGUGUGUACUGUUACAGCGGUGUCUAAAAUGGCAACAUUUUUGUCAACCGUUAUAUCGGAAAACUAACUGAAAUUACAGCUGAUGUUUGUGAAACUCGAACCGUGAGCAGCCUUGUUGGGAUACUGGCACAUUGAGUUACUUGAGCAUUGGAAUUAUUACUAUUUUAUUUU
Molecule: messenger RNA, 1539 nt
Organism: Hippocampus comes (tiger tail seahorse)
Lineage: Eukaryota; Metazoa; Chordata; Actinopteri; Syngnathiformes; Syngnathidae
Exons: 6
Coding region: 350-1336 (328 amino acids)
Source: RefSeq, a predicted model, not a curated record